AUGGGCCAAACCUUCAGAGCCGCCUGGCUGCUGGAGGAUAAGCAUAAGGGCGAUGCUGCGCUGGUUACAGUGAGUGGCUACCUACCAGCGGGACCGUGUGUUAGGGGUCAGAACGCAAGAUACGGGAUGCACUAUCAAUGCGAGACAGGGUGCCCAGUCACAUGGAGAACAAGACACACACAGCGAGAAGGUUGCUCUCAAAUUUCCCUCGGUAUUGCCUAUCGCCCUCUGCCCGAGAGAGCCAAUCAAACAGGGUGCGAAGUCCAGCUCGAAGCCCAAGGAUUUGAUUCCCCCCUCAUCCGGAGUCUGGCUGAUACUUUUGAUACUUCCAGCGUGAGUGCCAGAGCUUACAGUAUCCAGGGGGGGAGAGGAAGCUUGCGGAAGCCAUCCAUCCAUACGGGCUGUCGUAGCGUUGCUCAUCGGAGUUUUGGCCUAUGGGCUGGGACGGAUGCGCGGCGGAUUGGCGGGAGGGACUUGCGAGGAUGCCUUUCCAGAAAAACGAGCCAUUAUCCAUGUGUCAACGAGCGAUUAAAGGAUUCCGCCUGA
Molecule: messenger RNA, 546 nt
Organism: Nannizzia gypsea CBS 118893
Lineage: Eukaryota; Fungi; Ascomycota; Eurotiomycetes; Onygenales; Arthrodermataceae
Exons: 2
Coding region: 1-546 (181 amino acids)
Source: RefSeq, a predicted model, not a curated record